Molecule: messenger RNA, 1583 nt
Organism: Prunus dulcis (almond)
Lineage: Eukaryota; Viridiplantae; Streptophyta; Magnoliopsida; Rosales; Rosaceae
Product: tRNA (guanine(26)-N(2))-dimethyltransferase
Exons: 5
Coding region: 4-1551 (515 amino acids)
Biological process (GO): tRNA N2-guanine methylation
Cellular component (GO): nucleus
Molecular function (GO): RNA binding
Source: RefSeq, a predicted model, not a curated record
GCCAUGAUAACUCUCACUCCUAAAACCCUAUCCCCUUUCUCAUUUCUCUGCAACCCCAUACCAAAACACCAAAACCAAAACUCAAAAUAUACCAUUGUAACCCAAUAUUCAGACUCCAACUCAAAGCCAACCUUCAAUUCCAAUUGCGAGUCUGAGUUCCAGACCGAGAGGGGUCUUAAAUUCGAUAUCGGCGAGACCUUCUUCCGCCAUGAAAGCGCCACCGGCCGCGACCUCGGCGUGCUCGCCGCAGCGCUGUACAAGAGAUCCAAAGGCAAAUUGCGAGUUCUCGAUGCACUGUGCGGCUGCGGAAUUCGAUCUCUUCGGUACCUCAUCGAGGCAGAGGCCGAUUUUGUUUUAGCAAAUGAUGCAAAUGAUGAUAACAGGGAAGUUAUCACGGAGAACUUGUCGCAGGUAGAGAGUAGUUCUGGCGACGAUCCGAGGUGGGCAGUGACGCUUUCGGAUGCAAAUCGGAUCAUGACAGAGUGUUAUCUCAAAAGAAAUUUCUUUGAUUUGAUUGACAUUGAUUCAUUUGGGAGCGAUUCGUCGUUUCUGAGGUCGGCGAUUAAUGCUUUGAAAUUGGAUGGGUUGUUGUAUGUUACUUCCACUGAUGGAUUCUCAUCGGGUGGUCGCAGGCCUCAACAAACUUUAGCUGCAUAUGGAGCUUAUGUUCGACCUAUGCCAUAUUCAAAUGAGCUUGGUUUGCGAAUGCUUAUAGGAGGGGCUGUGAGGGUAGCUUCUGUGCUGGGGUAUCGAGUUACUCCUCUAUUUUCAUACUAUUCAUACCAUGGACCCAUUUUCAGAGUCAUGCUCCGUGUCAAUCGAGGAAAGCUUCCUGAUAACAGAAAUUAUGGUUUCAUCAGCUACUGCCACAACUGUGGAAGUUCUCAAGAAUAUUCAUGGGCUGAACUUGGUCGGAUGAGUUGCCCCUGCAGCGAUUCAAAGGUUUCCAAGUCAUUGAUUGUUUCUGGCCCCCUCUGGACAGGGCCUCUGCAUGAUACCAUUUACAUUACAGAAAUGCUGCAUUUGGCUGAGGAAUGGGGAUGGGCAGGCAGUGGCUCAGGAACUGAUCUCGACAAGCUUUUGAACCAAAUGGUGGCCGAGAGUGACCCCAGAUUACCGUUUGGGUACACCAAGUUGGACGAGGUGGCCAGCCGUGCGAAAGUAAAUUCUCCACCGCUCAGAGCCGUUAUGUCCACCCUUGAAAAGGUAUUCCCACACAACUCACUUUGGCAAAGCAUUUUGUUGGGAUUAGCUAAUGGACCAAAAAUAGGGCACGUCAGUAGUGCAUGUCCAACAGUUGGAGUUUGGGGAAGCAUUUUGUUGGGAUUAGCUAAUGGACCAAAAAUAGGGCACGUCAGUAGUGCAUGUCCAACAGUUGGAGUUUGGGGGGCGUGGGGCGUGGGUAUGAGUGCAUGUUGGUCAAUUUUGGGAGCUGCUGGGUAUGAGUGCAUGGUGGACAACUGGAGUUCUAGGAGCUGCUGGGCAUGUGUCUUAUUGGAGUGCAUGCUGGACAUUUGGAGUUUGGGGGCUGUUGUGUAUGAAUGUUAUUGAACCAAAGACGAAUAGUCUUGAUGCUGGGUUAA